Tetrapisispora phaffii CBS 4417 is the source of this 543-nucleotide messenger RNA. It is a transcript of the gene SCS22, whose product is annotated as phospholipid metabolism-regulating protein SCS22. Bases 1 to 543 code for a protein of 180 amino acids. The transcript has a single exon. Gene Ontology annotation, biological process: endoplasmic reticulum membrane organization. Lineage: Eukaryota; Fungi; Ascomycota; Saccharomycetes; Saccharomycetales; Saccharomycetaceae. Gene Ontology annotation, cellular component: plasma membrane; endoplasmic reticulum membrane. The record is from RefSeq and is a predicted model, not a curated record.
AUGGUAGAAGUAGACAUACAACCAGGACAUUUAACCUUUUCCAGCCCUUUUGACAAGGAUCAGGUCGGCUACGUUGAGGUAUCUAACCUUUCAGAAACGGGAGACGUGGUAUUCAAAGUGAUGACUACAGCCCCAGACUUCUACUUUGCAACCCCCAGCAUUGGACUACUUCACAAGAAACAGAAGGUGGACGUGAGGGUGAGAAUGCUGCGUCUGGGAAGUGAGCCCGUUAGGAAUUUCCACUGUAACGACCAACUUCUAGUAAUGGUGCUGCCACUGCCAGACGACUACGUCAUAGUGAACCCUAAGAACGACCUACACAACCUGUGGGAGAUACUGGAGGAGGAGACCCGACAUCAAGGCUCCACGAGGAAGAUCCAUAUUUUUAGCGAAGUGAAGGAAUGGAAGACUACGUGGGACGAUGACGACAGUGAUUUUGCGCCAGCUACUCAGCCAGAGGCUGAACCUUCACUACUGAGGAUGGACAAAAAACUGAUUGUGUUUUUGGUGGUUUUUGCAUUCAUUAGUCUGAUCAGCGAUUGA